Cryptomeria japonica (Japanese cedar) is the source of this 1779-nucleotide messenger RNA. RefSeq names its product ankyrin repeat-containing protein At5g02620. The transcript has 3 exons. Gene Ontology annotation, molecular function: protein phosphatase 1 binding; protein phosphatase regulator activity. Bases 59 to 1534 code for a protein of 491 amino acids. The record is from RefSeq and is a predicted model, not a curated record. Gene Ontology annotation, cellular component: plasma membrane. NCBI's taxonomy places the organism in Eukaryota, Viridiplantae, Streptophyta, Pinopsida, Cupressales, Cupressaceae.
AUAAAAUGUAGCAGGGGAAAGAGGGGAAGCAUUAGAAAAGGAAACCCUAAUCACAAAAAUGCUUCGUGAUCUCUUCGUUGCUACCAGAAAGGGCGAUCUCAAAGUCCUGCAAGAUAUAUAUGGACAGAACCAGCGGCAUGUGACCAGGGGACUUACUUUUGAAGGAAAUAGUGCUCUGCACAUCGCUACAAGAGAAGGGCAUCUCGAUGUUGUUAAAUGGCUAGUUAGUGUGAAGCCCUGCUUGGCUGCAGCUCGUAAUUCUGAUAAGAAUACGGCGCUGCAUGAAGCUGCUAAGAAGGGUAAGCCUGAGGUUGUGAAAACUCUGCUUAAGUUUAACAAGUAUGCUGUGUACAGGCGCAAUCAGUUUGGAGAGACUGCCCUGAUAAUAGCUUCAGAGCACAGUCAUGUGGAAGCAGCGGAGCUUUUGCUAGCAGCCACGCCAUUGUUUCUGGUUUUCUGGCCAAGGGAGGACCGUCAGACAUGCCUCAAUACUGCAGCUUAUGCAGGACAUCUAGAUGUAGUAAAGCUAAUACUUGGUGAGUCUAGAUUCUGCUUAAAUAUCAUGCCUUUCAUGCUGCUGAUAGGGGAUGAAAAGGGUGUCACCCCAUUGCAUGCAGCUGUUCAUGGUGGACAUAAGGAGAUUGUCAAAGAGAUAUUAAGACCUGAGUUGAAUGAUUGGCAUAAGAGCUUAAUGACAAAGAAGGAUAAAUUUGGACGGUGUGCAAUCCAUAUAGCAGCCAUGAAGGGCCAUGGAGAUAUUAUAGAUUUAUUCAUGACAUCAAUGCCAGAUUGUAUUGAGAUACGAAGCACCUGCCUUAAAACUGUUGUGCACUUUGCUGUGGAAUAUGACCAACUAUCUGUGUUCAAGAAGUUACUAUUUGAAAAUGAGGGCGAAACUAACGCCAAACUGGUGAGCUAUGACUAUGACAUUUGGGGCAAUACAGCCUUGCAUUUGGCCGCCAUGAAUGGAGUGGAUCCCCUGCUUGUAGACUACUUGUUGUCAUUUCCUGGAGUAAAAGCAGAUCUUGUCAACAAUAAAGGUUUAAGCCCAUUGGACAUAGCAUUACAUGCAGUAUCUCAAGAUAAGCCAAACUUUGGUAAUAUUGUUCAACGUUUGAAAGAUCAUGGUGCUACACAAAGUUUAGUCUGCCAUUGUAGAUCAGAAUCACCUCCUUGGAAGUCACAACAAACAACUAAUAAAACUGGCAUUGAGAGCAAAAUAUUGGAUGUAGACACACUUGUGGCAUCACUCAUUGCCACAGUGACAUUUGCAGCUGUAUUCCAAAUACCUGGUGGAACUGAUAAGGAAAGUGGUCUUGCCAGUAUGUCAUUAGAAACAGUUUUUCAUGUAUUCUUAUUCUCAGAUUGUCUUGCCUUCUUUGCAUCCAUGACAGUAGUGAUUGCAUGGAUUUUUCGAGAAAGAUUGCAGACAAAACUUGUUGCAGAUCGGUCAGCACUAGCCAAAUUAUCAAUGGUAAGCUUCGGGAUAGCAAUAGUCUCUACAUGUCAUGGCUAUUUACAGGUGAGAUUGUGAUAACAUUUUUGGCACCAUUACUUGCACUUGUGUUCUUAUCAUUGUCAUGGCUAUUUGAAUAUAACUUUCGUGCAACAAAUGAGAGACAAGCAAGACUCAAGUGGGAACUUAAACGGGUCGUCAUUUCUACACUCCCUGUGACUACAAUUGUACUUGUUAUCAUUUUUGUUUAUAUCACUAUAUGAUUAAAUGCUUUCUAUAUAGAAGAAGCAUGCACAAUAGCAUAAUCUUUGAUUUUUUAACAA